Molecule: messenger RNA, 1026 nt
Organism: Medioppia subpectinata
Lineage: Eukaryota; Metazoa; Arthropoda; Arachnida; Sarcoptiformes; Oppiidae
Source: the annotation of a GenBank genome assembly
AUGCAUCCAUUGAAUGCAUUGAAUGUUUGCCACAACUGUUGCCAAACGUCUCGAUUGAAGCCUUUGUUGCGGUUAUUGUCGUCGAGUUUGGGACCGAAGAAGAGUGACAUAUGGAUCCGCAAUGAUAUGAAUGACGACUAUAACCACGAAAUACGGACCAAAAGCGGUGAUAAUGCGCUUGAAUUGAUCCAUUUGUCGCCAAUUGAGUUCACUUUCUGUAAUAUCAACCAAUUGUCCGACGCUUUACUGGAUGUCCACAACUGGUCCGCACUCUGUCUGACGAGUAAGAGAUGUGUCGACGCCAUAGAGAUGGCCAUCAAUUGUCAUAACAAUCACAAUGUAAUGGAUUUGUGGAUCAAAAACAAUAAGAGAGUAUUUGUGGUCGGAAUCAAGUCUUACGAGUAUUUAAGGGAUAGACUUCACUGCGAGUCCAUUGGAAGCGAUUGUGGAAAUGCAGAUAAUUUGGCACAACUUAUGGUCAGUGAAUACGGAGAUGAAUUGAUUGGCAAAGAAGUGCUGUUUCCGUGCAGCGAAUCCAGAAGUGAUAGUUUGCCGCAAUCGCUCGCAAACGCCUCCAUUAGUGUCAAAGAGAUAAUUGUCUACAAAACCACUACUAAUAGACAUUUGGAGUCAAAAGCACCGGAAGUCAAGUCACCGCUAAGACUACGGCUCGAGAGUUGGCUCAACAAAAACAUGAAGAUAUUGAUGAGUGACGGCAGGACUUUAGUCGGCAUCUUCUUGUGCACCGAUCGCGACAGGAAUGUCAUUCUCGGCUCAUGUCUUGAAUACCUUAAACCCAAUGACGACGGAUCAACCGAAGAGCCCCGAGUGCUGGGACUGGCAAUGAUUCCCGGACCACACAUUGUCUCCAUUCAUGUCGAUAAACCACAUCCCAUCACAUGAUUCAUGAAUUUGUUGUUUCAUUCAUACAUUCAUUAGAUUCUUGUUUUUUUUUUGUAAAUUGUAGUAAAAUUUGUUAAACAAUUCAAUAUUUAAUUGAUAUAAAGAUUAAAAUUAUUUUAAAAG